AUGGAUGUUUUUGACAUACAGCCCGGCUCAAGAUAAACCGUCCAUUGCCCUGCUUGCAGCAGCUUGUAAACUAUAUACAUAAAAUUCUUUGGGCAUGCUGAUGCUUCUUUGCUGCUGUGCUGAUUCAAAAGAAGAUGAGAUCACGAUUGUGAGCAAGAAGAAGGCUUUCGCAGAGAAAGAUGCUGAUGGGGACGGUCUUUCCAUGCUGCAUGAGAGAGAAAUUGAAGUUAUACCUUCCACGGACUUGCAGAGGGCAGGGACAGAUGGUUUCAGAGAGGAAGAAAGCACGAUUGCCUCACAAGGAGAGGUUCAUGAAGGGAAGGCGGCACCUUUGUGUGGGGAGUUCAUGGUCAACAUCAGCAAAAUCGGUAAGAUUGGCUUUAGUGUGGAGGCACUUUUGGAUGACUAUUGUAUUGUUCGAUCGGUUGAUCCAGGCAGCUCGCUUGAUGCCAAGCCCUAUGACCGCCUCUUGAGAGUGAAUGGGCAGUGCGCCACUGCCCGCAAAAUGGCGAAAAUGAUCAGCGACAAUGAUUCACUGGAGCUUGUUUUUCAGCGUCCCAACAAAAAGGACAUCAUGCUUCCGAAGAAAGGCAAAAAGGCCGGCUUCAACAUCGAUUGUCAGCUUGCAUCUGUGGGAUUAGUGAUCAAGUCUUUGGCAGACGGUGGAGCUGCCAAAAGCUUGGAGGAAGGAACCUUCAAGCCGUACGACCGCAUCAUUGCAGUUGACGGUCAAGAAGGUCCUCCUUUGGACUUGAUGAAGAUGCUGAUCAAAAGCGACUCUCCUCUCCUGACAGUGUGUUCCUAUUCAUAGUAGCCUCACUUCGCAUUUUAGCGUCACUUGGAAAGCAGAAAGGGCCAACAUGGCCUACGAAACCUAGAUUGAGAAGAGCAACGUCUCUUCGGGAGAAGCUCUGUGUUCCAAAGAUUGCGCCGGACACCUG
Messenger RNA from Durusdinium trenchii, 941 nucleotides. The record is from the annotation of a GenBank genome assembly. NCBI's taxonomy places the organism in Eukaryota, Dinophyceae, Suessiales, Symbiodiniaceae.